CCCGAGCUGCUCGAGCAGCUGCAGUGCCCGCUCUCCUUCGAGAUCAUGACGGACCCGGUAAUGAACGCGGCCGGACAAACUUACGAGCGUUCGGCCAUCGAGGCGUGGUUUUUCCGUGGCAAGCGGACCGAUCCCAUGACGGGCAUUGUCCUCGAGCACACGCAUUUGGUGCCAAACGUCUUUGCCCGCAGCAUG
Molecule: messenger RNA, 195 nt
Organism: Emiliania huxleyi CCMP1516
Lineage: Eukaryota; Haptophyta; Isochrysidales; Noelaerhabdaceae
Exons: 1
Biological process (GO): protein ubiquitination
Molecular function (GO): ubiquitin-protein transferase activity
Source: RefSeq, a predicted model, not a curated record